AUGGAGCAGCAACUGGAGCGUGGCCGCGCAGCAGUCCGCAUCACGCGGGACAUCCUCCAGCAGCAACCUGACCUCAAGCAGGAACUCCGGCAGCUGCUGUGGCGGAUUGAUCAGGGCGAGGCAGUCCAGAUUGCUGGCAUCCCUGAUCCACAACUGCACCUGCAGCUCGAUGCCUUAUUUGUGAACAUCAAUCUGGCGAAGACCUCGAAGAUGGAUGAUGAAAUGGAGGAGGAAGAUGAUGAUCUCAUUGGGCCGGCCCCGCCAGAGCUGGUCACUGAACUGGAGAAUGCAGGCAGCGACGACAGGUCAAAGGAGGUCAUCCGAAUCCUCAGGGUGCUUGACGAUGCACAUGUCCAGGCAGAUGCCUAUGGCAUCAUGGGUGUGGAACAUGAUGCCAAGGCUGCUGCAGUCAAAAAACGCUACUGGAGGCUCAGUCUGCUCAUCCAUCCAGACAAAUGUGACCACCCCCGCGCCAAUGACGCCUUCGACGCCGUCAACAAGGCUGCAAAGGAUCUGCAGGACGCCGGGAAGCGGAGUGCGAUCGAUGCGGAUCGGGAGGAUGCGCGGUUGAGGCGGCUGGCGGAGGAGAUGGCGGCGCAGCAGGAGAGGGAACGCCAGUGGCGUGUGGCGCGCGGCACGGCCACCGCCGAGGAUCUACGCGGGCCCAUCCGCAGCGGCCCAGCCGAGCGCGACACCUGGAUGACUGAGCUGCCCGAGGCCCGCCGGCCGAAUGCGCAGCCCUCCCAGACGACGUUCUCCCAGCGGGGCAUCCAGGAGAGGGGAGACACUCAGGGUUGGACUGAGACGCCGCAACAGAAGCUGCUGCGGCUGUCUGCAGGCGAGGCAGCCAGCACGAAGGCCCUUGAGAGCGCGCCUGCUCCAUCUGUGGCAGAAGGGGUGGUGGACGCGUACAACCAAGCCCACAGGGCCAAGACUCUCGUGGAGCAGCACAAGGAUCGCCUCAAGGAAGAGAAGAGGAAAAAGAAGAAGCAGAAAUUAGAGGAGAAAAGCAAAGCGAAAGCAGAGCCCAGCGAGGACUGGGAUCCUAGCUCGCACCCAUGGCGGCCCUUUGACCGUGAGAAGGAUUUGAACAUGGGCCCAAAGAGUCUCAGCAAGGAGGAGAUGCUGAAGAAGGCAGGGACCCUGGACAGCCGGUUUGCCGGAACUCCAUCUGGCCAGCGGAGUUUUCUCUGA
Messenger RNA from Coccomyxa subellipsoidea C-169, 1194 nucleotides. Its product is annotated as DnaJ-domain-containing protein. Bases 1 to 1194 code for a protein of 397 amino acids. The transcript has 7 exons. The record is from RefSeq and is a predicted model, not a curated record. Lineage: Eukaryota; Viridiplantae; Chlorophyta; Trebouxiophyceae; Coccomyxaceae.